UUUGGGCACAAGCCCAAAGGCAGCGCUUUUCUACGCUGUUCGAUACUUCUGUAUAUGGCACAAAAAGUUACUCCUACCGAAGCUGUGGAAUUUCUGCUACUCUAAUGUCCAUUCCUGUUCUUUUGGUUUCUAAUCGGCUGGAAAGGUCAAAGAAAGCCUAGAAUCUGCUUGUUGUAUUGAUCUAAGUUGGAGGAAAGGCAACAUAUUCUGAGCUACUUCUCGUUGUUUGAAUUAGUGCAUAUCUCGGCUCAUAAGAAAAGGGUUGUGCUUGCCUGUUUUGGCCUGAAGAAAGGUUUCUGAUUGUCAAGUUAAUGGCAUAUAUCUCAUCAUUGACUUUCUUUUUAGCAUCAGUCUAGUGGAAAGAAAUGGCUAACUCGCUAGUACCACAAAAAUCUAUGGUUGAGUUUCCCAAUCUGCAAGGGUCGCAUUCAGUAAUAAGCCAAAAAGACAUCAUCUCUGGCACAAACCAUUGUUUUCCAAUCAGAAAUAUUAGCUAUUCGGUCAAGUGUACUUGCAAGACUCGAUCACAUCUGCAGUGGGUCAGAUUUGUUGGUUCAAGAAGAAGUGCUUCUGAUAUUAUAUGUAGAAGCCAGCUGCUAGGGGUUUGUGUAGAUAGGGUUGCUACUAGCAACCAAAGUAAUGAGAAAAUGGACAAUCAUGAGAUGAGCUCCUCAAAGAAGUAUCUCAAAUCUUUGAAGGUUUCUUUUGAUGGACCUCUUAUAGAGAAUGAUGAGAAAUCUAACAAUGAAAUCCUUCAAAACCUUUGUGGCUAUGGGAGAUUGCUUGAUGCAUCAAAAUUAGUUGAACUGAUGGCGCGUCGGAACCAAAUUCCAAAUUUCUCUUCCUGUAUAAACUUGAUCAGGGGUCUUGUCAAUCUUGAUCGCCUAGAUAAAGCUGUCAAGGUCCUGGAACUCAUGGUGAUGUCAGGUGGGAUUCCAGAUAUUAUUACAUAUAACAUGUUAAUUGGUGGUAUGUGUAGGAAGGGACAAUUAAAAUCUGCUCUUGAUGUCUUGGCAGACAUGAGCAUGAGUGGUUGCUGUCCAGAUGUUAUUACUUACAAUACAUUAGUACGUGCCAUGUUUGAUUGUGGUAGGUUUGAUCAGGCCAUUCAGUUUUGGAAGGAACAACUCAGAAGGGGAUGUCCUCCUUAUCUCAUCACUUAUACGGUCCUUAUUGAGCAAGUCUGCAAGUACUGUGGGGUUGUAAGAGCAAUAGAAGUAAUGGAAGAUUUAGCUGUCGAGGGAUGUUACCCGGACCUUGUUACCUACAAUUCUAUGAUAAGUUUUACUUGUAAACAAGGAAACUUUGGUGAUGCAGCUUUAGUGAUUUAUAAUCUUUUAUCACGUGGAAUGGAGCCCAAUGCUGUAACAUACAAUACUCUUCUCCAUUCUCUUUGCUCCAAUGGGCGUUGGGUUGAAGUUGAUGAAAUCCUCAUGCUCAUGAAUGAUACAUCACACCCUCCUACUUUAAUCACUUACAAUAUCCUGAUUAAUGGUUUGUGCAAGCAUGGGCUUCUCGAUCAUGCUAUAGACUUUUUGGAUCAGAUGGUUUCCAAGGACUGUUCUCCAGAUAUAAUCACAUAUAACACCCUUAUACGUGCUCUUUUCAGAGAGGAAAUGUUAGAUGAAGCUAUCCAAGUUUUAUAUUGCUUAGUCCAAACCACAACUUCUCCUAGUUUGAUUACUUUCAAUAUCAUGAUUGAUGGGUUGGCAAAGAAAGGUUUGAUGGAAAAAGCCAUGGAACUGUAUGGUCAUAUGAUAGAGCAGGGAAUUGUUCCUGAUGACAUUACAUAUCGAUGUCUGAUUUGGGGUUUCUGUAGGGCAGAUCUACUUGAAGAGGCUGUGGAACUAUUAAAGGUUAUGGGAAAUAUCAAACACAGGAUCAGAGAUAAUUGUUACAGAUUUAUUAUACACAGACUAUGUAAGAAAAAGAAAGUUGACACAGCUAUACAAGUUCUUGAAAUGAUGAUGUCAAAUAAACGCAAGCAUCAUGCUACUCUUUAUUCCAGCAUUAUUGAAGGAGUAGCUGCCACUGGUCUAAUUGAAGAAGCUGAAAUGUUGAGGCAGAAAUUGCGGGAAAGGAAGGUCCUCAGGGUAUAGAACUCUGAUUCGCUAAAGCAAGCAUAUGCCUGAUUGGGUUCAUCACUGGCAUGUUGUAUCUCAGAGUCACAGUAUUCACAUCAAGUUGUCGAGGAAUUUACUCCAAAAGGGUUUUGUUAUUCUUACAAACAAUUAACGGGAGGUUUAUGAAGGACCAUAAGGCCUUCAAAAUGCAAUACGUGGAUACAACAUGAGAUGAGGGUUAAAGAUUUUCCAUAUUUUGGUUGCGCUUCUUGUGGAACUGAUUUCUAUAAGGGCCUUGGGAAUCAAAAUUUUGCUGAUCUUGCCAUGCUUAAACUUUUUAGAAUUAGAGCUGUGUCCAUUUCCUUUAUGGAUUGUAAUUCUCUGUAUCUAACAUAUAUUGCCUUUAAUCUUCUGUUCAAUGCAAGUCUUUUUACUGAAUUCCUGAACAUAGUGCUCGCGUGGAUGUUGGUUUAACCAUUUCUAUAAAUGAGACAUUUAAGUUUUGUUGAUCAA
Messenger RNA from Coffea arabica (coffee), 2576 nucleotides. RefSeq lists its product as uncharacterized. Gene Ontology annotation, molecular function: protein binding. Lineage: Eukaryota; Viridiplantae; Streptophyta; Magnoliopsida; Gentianales; Rubiaceae. Gene Ontology annotation, cellular component: chloroplast. The record is from RefSeq and is a predicted model, not a curated record. Gene Ontology annotation, biological process: mitochondria-nucleus signaling pathway; chloroplast-nucleus signaling pathway.